CUCUCUCUUUGACCCUGGUCAAGUGCGCAUCUUUCCUCCCAUCUUUUUCUUUUCUUCCCAUCCCCCUUCCCAUGCGUGGUCGUGCGGUCUCGAUCCUGCGUCCUUCCACUUCAACCUUCACCUUCACGCGGCGAGGAAGAGAAUAGUGUUCUCGCGCGCCCGUUCGAUCGCAUUACGCGCUGUGAUGACGGUACAAGGUUGAAAGCUAGCGGGAAUUCAAUUUGCUUCAGAAGAAGAUUCAGGACGAGUGUGAUUUUGGUUUCGCGUGCACAUGUGACAUGUUCCUGGUGGAGAUAUUGUAGGAGAGAUGAAUGCUCGAAGAAUCUUGCCAUUCUUACUGCUGGUGAUCUGCAUAAUCAACGGGAUUUUCUCUGACCAAAAUGAUUGGAGUAGACCAAAUAAUAUUCGACACAUUCGUAAACUCAGCGAAUACCUCGUUCCACCGCCACCGUCGAGGUUUCAUCCGGACAGAAUCCCAAGAUUGGCGAAAUUUCCACCGACAACUCCAAAGCCAGAGUACUUCAAGUGGCUGAUGAGGUGGUUGAAUCCCUUCAGCCCCGAAUCCGUUCAUUCUUCGCAACCACCGCCGCCGCCGCCGCUACGGCCACCACGUCAAUCUGGGGCCCCGUAUCCGCAGUAUAUUCAACCCCCUCCUCUGCCACCCGUUACCUACAACGGUCCUCCCCCUGUGGAUUAUGAGAAACCACCCCUUCCUUUGCCCUCUGCCAACGAUCAUUCGGGUUAUCCUGCUCCGAUUAAAGCCAGGAGCUGCAAUUCUUGCAACAAAGUCCCCUGGAUGCCGAUACAGCACGAUGAACUUGCACAUCCGGGAGACGCUUCGUACGGACCGCCGCCACUUGAAUCGCCGGGUGGCGAGCACCGGCUACCUAAAACUCACGAAAUACCUCCCGAUCCUUAUCAUGCUGCCUCGCAAGAAAUCAGAGUUCCGGACUUUUCUUUCGCGCAGCCUGGUGGACAGGACGGCUCCUUUAUUCCUCCGAUACCGUAUCCGCAACUGUUUCUCGGAACAGUACCGCCACUCCACGAAGCACAAGACUUUAAUGCCCCUGUAAUCAAUCCUCAAGUCCCUCCCGAUGGAAAUUCGGGAUAUAACCUACCGCCACCGCCAGUGUUUCCUGAGAACGGUGCACCUAUAGAUAAUGGCUCUUAUAUGAAUGUACCGGGGCCUACUUUCAACAAUGGGCAUAAUGGACCACCUAUGUAUCCAGAUCCUUCGAAUCUGGGUGUAGGAGCUGUUCCGCCUGUGUAUUCAGGUCCUCCGGAUCAGGGUGUAGGAGCUGUUCCUCCUAUGUAUUCAGGUCCUCCUUAUCAGGGUGUAGGAGCUGUUCCUCCUGUGUAUUCAGGUCCUCCGAAUUUUAAUGUUCCUCAAGAAUUAGGCUAUACCAAUCCGGGCGGAGACAUGACGGGAACGAAUGGAUCGCCCGGUGGUCAAAUUAACCAAAAUCCUCCCAGCUACGGAACUUCCGAUUUCGCUCAAGUACCAAACAAUUACAAUCCUGUCCCUCAGGACAACUACCCGUCCUCCAGCGCGAACGUCGCCGAGGGCUCUUACGCACCUUUGCACACUUUAGACGGAUCUUCCGGGACGAAUGGAGAUUCAAUACAUUUUGAGCAGUCACCGUCGCUAGAUUUCACGCACCGAGAUGAAAGUUGGACGCACUCGUCCUCGAUACCGUCGACCUCUAACGUAUUCACGGGCUUUCAGAGCCCCGAGAUUGCCGGGACGACCGUGGCACCUGGCAAUGAGAUUUUCGGAAUGCAUCAAGGCGUCGCUCCAGCGGAAUCUCAUCCCCCUACUAAUUAUUUCAAUACAUUUGAUAACGUGGCAAAGGAAACGAAUAUCCAUAAUAACGCAAAUCGAGGUAUAGAUGGAGAAUCAAAUAACAACGGAGAUAUUACGCAGCCUUACGAUAACGUAACGGAAGAAACGUUUAGUGACGUUAAUGUUAAUUACCCGGAUCAGACGUCCGAGCAGCAAAAUGCGAACAGGAAACAACAGGUACAGGUUAUCAUUCCUUUUACGGUACACUACACACCACUUCCAUUCCAUCCGUCUCAAGGGUCUACAAUGGGAGUAAUGGACCUUCAGAGAAACACUACUGCAGGUGAAUUCAAUCAUGCCGACAAUUACGUCGGCGAAGAAUCAAUAAACAGAUUUAAAGUGAUUAGCCCUCCGAACUCGUCGCACAUUCUCCAACCUUGGCCGCCUACUUUAGCGACAUUCGAAGAUACUAUGAAGAAAUUAGUUGAUACUAAAACGAACAACUCCAUAGACGUACAUAAAUUGCAAAAGAAUAUUGAUAACUGGACGAUACAGGAAUAUUCAAAGGGCACAACCGUUAGUACAAUAUCGCCAAAUUCGAGUAAGCCGUAUCUUUUCCCUUCAAAGAAGAUCCCUAAUGAAUUCUUUAUGACUACUAAACCCGUUAAUUAUGCAACUGAUUCUCACACUGAUAAUGUUAAGACCUUUACUUUGAGCGGAUUCAGUUUUAACGAUCACGAAUAUAAAGGGUCGGCUAGCAACCAUAUGGAAAACUUAACCAUAAGCCCUAUCAAUGCUUCCACCGCAUCUGAUGAGAACAUGUGGCGAGACUAUCCCGUGGGAAUUUCUGCGGAUAGAGAACGCGUCUAUAUAGUGACGCCUCAGCCAAGUGUAACUCCUUCUGGACCGAGUUCCGAGUACAGACAAGAGAAAGUGUUGAAGGAGGCAGAAAGGAACAGGCAGGAAUCGAAGAAGACUGCGCAAACAGAUGCGAAGAAAACGAAGAAGUCCGAUACAUUCGAAUCAAUCGAGAAAGCCUACCAAGUGCUGCCUCAGGCUGUGAACAAUUUGGCUGUGGCUUCCACAGGUCCUGAGAGCGUUCCUUUGUGGGGCAUCAUGGAGCACAGCGACUUUGCGUCGUCUGUCGAUAGCGAAUACGAUAAUAACGACACCGAACCUCCUGCGUUGUAUUCUAGACUCCCGAAGAAGUCGAGUGCCAGACGAUGACGCAUCAAAAAUGCUCAAGAUGAUUAUUUGUGCAUGUGCAGACGAUUUUGAUAGUGUGUUUCCGUGAACGAUGUGAGCGAUUGUGAACAGUUAUAUUAUAAUAGUAAUCCUUGACCUCAUUCCCGAACGAACUUUUUAAUUUAAUGAUAUUUAAUAUAAACGUAUGAACUGAUUCGAUUCUACGUACGUGCGUAAGUGAUUAUCGUGGCCAGUGCACCGGAUAAAUGUAUUUUAUAGUCCGGACGUAUGUAUCACUAUAAGUUUUACUGUAAGUCUUUUUUAUACGUUUAAUAAGUUUAAAAAUAUAAGAUGGAAAACUACACAAGAAACUAAAGACAACGUGGUAUAUACAUAUUUGCAUUAUGUUGCCACAUCGUAACUUGCAAAGCUUUCCAUCAUUUAAAUUGCUGUUAAUAAAUAUUUUAAAUAUAAAA
Molecule: messenger RNA, 3444 nt
Organism: Wasmannia auropunctata (little fire ant)
Lineage: Eukaryota; Metazoa; Arthropoda; Insecta; Hymenoptera; Formicidae
Exons: 8
Coding region: 308-3010 (900 amino acids)
Source: RefSeq, a predicted model, not a curated record